Oncorhynchus mykiss (rainbow trout) is the source of this 8129-nucleotide messenger RNA. RefSeq names its product glutamate receptor ionotropic, kainate 5. Gene Ontology annotation, cellular component: membrane. The record is from RefSeq and is a predicted model, not a curated record. Lineage: Eukaryota; Metazoa; Chordata; Actinopteri; Salmoniformes; Salmonidae. Gene Ontology annotation, molecular function: ligand-gated monoatomic ion channel activity; signaling receptor activity. Gene Ontology annotation, biological process: monoatomic ion transport.
AUACUAUUGAGCAAGGAUAAAGCGAGAGAGAGAGAGAGAGAGGGUGAGUUAGUAAAUGCUGUUUGCAGUCGAGUGUCGUGGAAUCACAGCAAAGUACACUGGUAGCAGGGAUAAAGAAAACCUUGAACUAACCAAUUAAUUAAGGAGAAUAAGAGAACAGACACUACGGAGAGAAAAGAGAAGUGAGUCUGGUCUUUCAUCCUCUUAUCUGGGCAUCAGACGGAGGAGAGGAGAGGAAUCCAGAGAGAGGGGGAACGGAUGAUAACAGGGUGCUCAUUCCUGUUUAACACCAUUCUACCCGGAACAGACUGCAACAUUGUUACAUUGGGAUUGUGUAAAUGGUAUACACGUGCCAGUGUGUGUGUCUGUGAGCUGAUAAUAGCUACCCUAUUGGUAUUCUGAGGAGGGAGCUCCAGGAUCUCUCUCUGCUCCUACCCAGGAUGGCAUCACAGAGACGGGAUUGUGCUCGCCUGUGGAGAGGCCACUGGAAUAGGGCUGAAACCUAGUGGAAUUAUCUCUACCUUUCUGAAUCCUUUCCUUGUCAGUCAGGAGUCACAGUUCCCACCAUGGGAAAUAAAGACAAACUGCUAGCAUCCAGCACCCCAAUACUGACCACCUCUCUACCCCUGCAGAGUGACCCCCCCACCAGGAGCACAACCACCAGUGCCACAAUUGUUCCAGUGAGAGAUGUGUACAAUGCACUCUUCUGAUUACAACCGCAUCCAAUGGGAUUUAAUGAAACCUAGAGGUUUGGGGUGUUGAUGCCAGUGUAACAGCUUGUAGAGGACGUUGAGCUUCGGGGGAUGUGUCUCCAUGGAAGGAAAUACUCAACUGUGACGCUCCUCCAGAAAACUACAUGGGAUUGUGGUACACGGGUGGAUUUAUCGGCUGUACAUCCUGUCUAGAUUAUGAGACUUUACUCUGUUCACUUCAAAGUUCUGCGUCUGUUCCAGACCGGUUCCUCAGCAGAACCAAGUAGUUGACAGUCCCCCCUUGGGAAUCCCGCCUUCUGAUUUGUUUGUGGGCUUAUUUUUUAAAGGAACAAUUUCCCCUCCACUUUUCACUUUUUCUGGUCUUCCACCUUUCCCCCCACCUCUUCAUCCAUUGAGGAGGAAUAUAUUAUGAAACAAGUCCAUUCUUUCUGAUCCUCCCUUGGUGACAGAGAGAGAAGAGGGACAAACUGCCCUGAAUAGAUAACGAGGAAGGAGAGAGAUAACGGAGAAGAGAAGGAGAUAGGGAAACAGGUAGAGAGAAAGAGAGAGAGAGAGAGAAGAGAUAAAGAAAGCGAGAUAAUUAACUGAGAUUUGUCAGAAUCCUUCUAGAGACGUCCUGCCUCAGCCUAAUUUAGCCUGUCUGUCUGAGAUCCGCUGGAAGCUGAUUGGUUGGUUGGCUGCUUGGUUGCACGAUGGAAGAGGCAGAAAAAGAGGCAGAAUUCUGACCGGGGGGGUAGCUGAGCACUAGAGGAGGGUAAAAGGUCCCGCUGUACACCCCUGGACCGGAACUGGAUGGCUCAUAAACAGACAGACAGACAGUAAACUGGGAGUCAUUAUAAACAAGCAUUACAAGCAGACAGUCGUCAUUGUCAUUCCAGACUGUGUGUGUGUGUGUGUGUGAGAGAGAGAGAGAGAGAGAGAGAGAGAGAGAUAGGGGUAUAGAAGAGAGAAGCUGUCAGUCCUGUGUUGGGUUUGGUGCUGCCUGUCUGCCUGACGGGGACUGAGAGCGAGCGACGCAGCAAUUAGAGGAUCUGACUGCAUCCCCCUCAGCCUCUGCUGGCAAGACUAGACAGAAACAAACAAACAGGUAGGGGGACUGCUACUAGAAGGGAAGGACAGGUUAGAUAGAUGUAGUGACAGCAAGAGUGAGAGAGAGAGGGAAGGAAAGAAAAAAGUAGACAGUGGAAAGGAGAGGGAUAGAGAACAGGUGUCUGAAAUCCCCUUCAUCUGCUUGUCAUUUUCUCUUGUGUUUCCCCCUCUUCUUCUGGGAGAGGUAUUGGAUUUAGACAACGGUACUCGGAGCCGUCGAGGCCUUCUGCCGGCCCAGAGGGAAGGAAACGAGGGAAGGAAAGGGAAGGAGGGGGGCCCUUUUGGAUUGAAACAGACACAUUUUUCAACCCCCGUGUUUCAUUUGACCAAGAGGCUCCUUCCACGUCUAGCUCCACUGAGGAGAGGGAGAGAGAUAAAGAAAGGGAAGAAGACAGCUCAAUACCUUUUCUUUUCCUCCUUCUGUCUUUUACUCUCUACUUUUGUUGAGGGUGUCUGAAGAUUUUUUCUAUCCUCAGUUGUUGCUUUUUCUCCUCACCUCCAAAAGGAAUAUUGUUGCCUAGCUAUCACAGUUCAAGUACCGGAAUCUUCCAUCUUUGUCCUCUCUCUCUCUCUCAGCCCCCCACCCCUUCUCGGAAACAAUCCGGAAUGCUGUGACAGCCCCACAAGUCCCCCCUCCGCGGUAGACGCAUCCCCUUCACCUCACCCCCCUCGUCCCUGACCCCCCCACCAGUGGAUUCCCAUCUCCAUGCCCAUCGAGGGCUGUGCUGACUGGCUACCACACACAUAUAUGGUACACCGCUUCUGAUAUCGUCUGACUCAUUCUGUGGCAAGCAGGCAGCCAGCAGACCGUUCUCCAUGAGGAGCAGUAGAAGAUGCCGGCUCUGCCAGCGCUGCUGCUGUCGAUACACUUCUCCUCCUUCCUGCUAGUUACCAUGGCACCACGCUCCGGAAGCCAGGCCACCCUGCUCUCCUCCGUCCGGAUGGCUGCGAUCCUGGAUGACCAGUCAGUGUGUGGGCGUGGGGAGCGGCUGGCUCUGGCCCUGGCCAGGGAGAACAUCAACAGUGUAAUGGAGGGAGGGGCCAAAACACGUGUGGAGGUGGACAUAUUCGAACUGCAGAGGGACUCCCAGUAUGAGACCACUGACACCAUGUGCCAGAUUCUACCUAAAGGAGUGGUGUCUGUGAUAGGCCCUGCCAACAGCCCUGCUUCUGGCUCUACUGUCAGUCAUAUAUGUGGAGAGAAGGAGAUCCCACAUGUAAAGAUAGGUCCAGAGGAGACUCCCAGGUUGCCCUACCUGCGUUUUGCCUCGGUCAGUCUGUACCCUAGCAACGAGGACCUGAGCCUGGCCGUGGCAGCCAUCCUGCGAUCCUUCAGCUACCCCUCAGCCAGCCUGGUCUGCGCCAAGGCGGAGUGCCUUCUGCGAUUGGAGGAGCUAGUGCGGCGCUUCCUCAUCUCCAGGGAGACGCUGUCAAUCAGGAUGCUGGAUGACAGCCUGGAUCCCACCCCUCUGCUGAAGGAGAUACGAGACGACAAGGUGGCCACCAUCAUCAUCGACGCCAACGCCUCCAUCUCCUACCUCAUCCUUAAAAAGGCGUCAGAGUUGGGAAUGACAUCAGCGUUUUACAAGUACAUCCUCACCACCAUGGACUUCCCCCUGCUGAGGCUGGAUGACAUAGUCGAUGACCAGUCCAACAUCAUAGGGUUCUCCAUGUUCAACACCACCCAUCCAUUCUACCUGGAGUUCAUCAGGAGUCUCAACCUGUCCUGGAGGGAGGGCUGUGAUCUCAUCUACCCCGGGCCUGCGUUGUCGUCAGCGUUGAUGUUUGAUGCUGUGCACGUUGUGGUGGGGGCGGUGAGGGAGCUCAACAGGAGUCAGGAGAUUGGAGUCAAACCUCUCAGCUGCACCUCUCCUCAGAUCUGGCAACACGGCACCAGCCUCAUGAACUACCUACGCAUGGUGGAGUAUGAUGGUCUGACAGGCCACGUGGAGUUCAACAGUAAAGGACAGAGAACCAACUACACACUGAGGAUUCUGGAGAAACAGCACAGGGGUCACAGAGAGAUUGGUAUCUGGUACUCCAACAACACACUGGCUAUGAACGCCACCAGUCUGGACAUCAACGUCUCGGAAACACUGGCCAACAAGACCCUCAUCGUCACCACCAUACUGGAGAGCCCCUAUGUGAUGCGUAAGGGGAACUACCAGGAGUACCAGGGGAAUGACCAGUACGAGGGCUUCUGUGUGGACAUGUUGAGAGAGCUAGCAGACAUCUUGAAGUGCUCCUUCAGGAUUAAACUGGUGGAUGAUGGGCUAUAUGGAGCGCCUGAACCCAACGGGUCCUGGACCGGCAUGGUGGGAGAGCUCAUCAACAGGAAAGCAGACUUGGCAGUAGCAGGCUUCACCAUCACGUCUGAGAGGGAGAAAGUCAUAGACUUCUCCAAGCCCUUCAUGACGCUAGGAAUCAGCAUCUUGUACAGAGUCCACCUGGGGAGGAAACCGGGGUAUUUCUCCUUCCUGGACCCCUUCUCUCCGGCUGUUUGGCUCUUCAUGCUGCUCGCCUACCUGGCUGUCAGCUGUGUGCUCUUCCUGGCUGCAAGGUUGAGUCCCUAUGAGUGGUACAACCCCCACCCAUGUCUGCAGGGGCACAAGGACAUACUGGAGAACCAGUACACCCUAGGGAACAGCCUGUGGUUCCCUGUAGGAGGCUUCAUGCAGCAGGGCUCUGAGAUCAUGCCCCGUGCCCUGUCCACACGCUGCGUCUCAGGGGUCUGGUGGAUGUUUACUCUGAUCAUCAUCUCCUCCUACACGGCCAACCUGGCAGCCUUCCUGACCGUCCAGAGGAUGGAGGUGCCCAUCGAGUCUCCUGACGACCUGGCCGACCAGACCAACAUCGAGUAUGGCACUAUCCACGGGGGGAGCACCAUGACUUUCUUCAUGAACUCGCGCUACCAGACAUACCAGCGCAUGUGGAACUACAUGCACUCCAAGCAGCCCAGUGUGUUUGUGAAGAGCACAGAGGAGGGCAUUGCCCGCGUGGUCAACUCUAAAUAUGCCUUCCUCCUGGAGAGCACCAUGAAUGAGUACUACCGCAAACUCAACUGUAAUCUCACCCAGAUUGGUGGUCUGCUGGACACCAAGGGCUACGGCAUCGGCAUGCCACUGGGAUCUCCAUUCAGAGAGGAGAUCACUAUGGCCAUCCUGCACCUGCAGGAGAACAACAGGCUGGAGAUCCUGAAGAGGAGGUGGUGGGAGGGAGGACAGUGCCCUAAAGAGGAGGACCACAGAGCCAAGGGUCUGGGCAUGGAGAACAUUGGGGGUAUCUUCGUGGUGUUGAUCUGUGGCCUCAUCAUUGCUGUGUUCGUGGCCAUCAUGGAGUUUGUGUGGUCGACGCGCUGCUCUUCAGAGACAGACGAGGUACGCCCUCAAUCCUGCCCUCGCCGACACCACAGACCCACCCCAGUGUCUGUCUGUCAGGAGAUGCUCACCGAGUUCCGAAACGCUGUCUCCUGUAAGAAGAGUUCCCGUUCCCGUCGUCGCCGCCCCCUGGGCAACUCUGCGGCCCUCCGCCACCCCACCCGCAUCGCCCUGGGGGCCCAGCGGCCACUCCGCCUCGUACGGGAGAUGCGCCUCAGCAACGGCAAGCUCUACAGCGGCUCGGGACCCCUGACUGGUGGAGCAGGGGGGCCAGGAGGGGGUGUAGGGGCUGAGGGAGGUCCCUCAGACAUGGGCCCCGGGCCUCAGCGACUCCUGGAGGACCCUCUGGGGGCCAACACCACCUCUCCUCACCCGCCCCAGCCGCAGGCCGCCAUGGCGCUCCCUCGCAGCUGCACGCACGUCAGGAUCUGCCACGAGUGCAGGAGGAUCCAGAGCCUGAGGUCAGGGAUGGGUUCCACGAGGAUCCCCCCCUCAUCUGCACCCUUGCCCCGCCUGCCCCCUCCUCCUCCCCCCUCCUCCUCCAACACAGACAGCGAGGGGGGAGGUGGGUCCAGCCCCCGGCGGCUCCCCCACAGCACCCCUGCACCCUGCCUACCUAUACCACCCCCACAGAGCAGCAUCGACACAGACCUUCUGGGGAAGCAGGACUAAGACUGACAAACUAGGAGGGGCUGGAGGGUAUAUGUGGGGGCAAGUUAACGGUGACUUAACUGAUGUUUUGAGCUGCUCAGUGACACACUAUUAUGUGACCCUCUGUACAUUGGCCUCCAGGAGGGAACUACAGGGAGAGAAGGAGGAAGAAAGAGAGAGAGAGAGAAUUAGAGGGCUCAAAGACAUUGUGAGACGUGUGAUGAAGCAAUGAAAAGGAUAUAUUUGCACAGAUACCAAAAGACACCCAUACAGAAGGAGAAAGAAGGAGAGACUUUCUUUGCUCUCCAGUGCGCUGCCCAGCUGGGUCUGGUGUUAGCCCAGUCUGUUCACAGAACCAUGCUCCACUAUGUUCUGGCUUUGUGAUUUACCUGAAGAUGGCUGCUCGGUUCUUAUCUUGACUUACCAGUGGAUCAAUCAGGACUGAGCUACACUGGAUAAAGCAGCCAGGUAACGCACAUCAUUUGAUGCCAGACCUACUGGUUUCUCUGUUAGUCUCUCUCUGUUCUCCCCGCUCUCUAUCGCCAUCUCUCUCUCUCUUUCCCUUUCCAUGGUACCACAGACUCAUCUAGAGCGUCCAGCUCUUCCUCUCUGGACAGUGACCACUGUAGGAGGAGUCCACAUCGAUCCUGGAGGACCUUUAAUCUAUGUAACAUACAACAACAGAAGACUUUAAAACUGACUCAGAGAAUUAUAUGAUUUUCCAGAUUUUUUUGUUGUUGUCUUUGUCAUUUGGUUACCAUUGUUCUAAGUGGAAGUUACAGAAAAAUAAAGACUGUAUAUGUGACUAAUGUGGUGGAUCACGACACACUAUGAAGAAAGGACUCCCCUGAGGUUUACUGUGUGGAGGAGGUGUUUUGUCCCUCUGUGGACCCCGUAGCUGCUUUUGAAACGACAUUGAAGAAAACAGAUUUGGCUGGAAAUGAGUUGCAACAAAGUCAGAUAUGCAUAAUAUAAUUGCUGUGUGUGUGUGUGUGUGUGUGUGUGUGUGUGUGUGUGUGUGUGUGUGUGUGUGUGUGUGUGUGUGUGUGUGUGUGUGUGUGUGUGUGUGUGUGUGUGUGUGUGUGUACACAGAGGUCUGUCCUUACAGUAAGUGAGAGAAACAAAUGAUCAUACCAUUUCAGUGUAAGUAUAUGAUAAUCAGAGGCUUUGCGAUGUGAAAUGACUUGUUAUCCUGGAGAAUACUUGCCAAGCCUUUUCUCCUCUUUACCUCUGUUCAUAGCACAGAGAGAGAGGAAGAGGAGAGAGAGAAAAAGGAGAGAGCAAUGGAGAGAGGAAGAAGAGAGAGAUGAAGAGGAGUGGGAGAAAGAGAACAAAUAGGAAUGCAACAGUGAGGAACAGAGAGAUAAAGGAGGACUGUAUCAGAAUGACAAAUCCCUAAUUGAACUUCUUCCAUCAUGAGAUCUCUCCUGAUCUGGUAAUUCUGGGCAGCAUCUUGUUGGGGGCUUGGCUCUGCUGCCGGGAGGCUGGGACUAAAGCUUCCCUGCUCGACAUCACGUUGAACUGGCUGUUUGCAGCACAGACGCCUGCCAGAGCUCCACACAGAGCUCCACACCACCCUGAGCCCUCUCAUUACAGCCUGUGGAGCUUUAGAUCUGGUAAUUAUUCCCCUUUAAUAACUAAUAGCCACACAAUGACUACGGAGGAGACUGAGGUCAUGGUUUAAUGUUAUAAAAGUAUGACUGGGAAUGAUGUUAGGGUUCAAGCCUCUUUGAGGAUUUCUGCUGCCUCUCUCACAUAUACACCACAGAUCAUCUCACACACAUGCACACACGCACGCACGCACACACAUACACACACACAUAAUUAUCUCUGUGUUCUUCUAUUGAACCCACAGUGCAGCCAGACACACACAGCUGCAUAGGUCACCACAUUGUCUGUGAUCUCCCUCUAGUCUCAACUCAAUGCUGUGAAACCACUGGAUGGCUUUGUUCCAAUACACUUCAUUGGCCACCUUUCCUCAUCUCCUUUCCUACACAACAAUUGAUCUUACAAGGAUAGACAAGUGAAAGCACUGGUGCAUCUCUAACCGGUCCUUUCAUCUAUCAGUGGUGAAGAAGGAAAGGAGAUAAGAAAAUGAAGACCUUUGAGUAUUGGAACAUACAACAAUGCCAGGGGGAGGGAAGGAGGGGUAGCCAAAGUGAAUCAGAGGGGUGUCUUUGAGGGGAGAGAGUUUACUCAACAAAAAAAACAUUGUUUUUGUUUACUUUUCUGUUCUCUCUGUUAUUUUUUCAUAUUUCUAUACUAGUGCUAAAUGGAUUAUUAAAAGAAUGAAGUUGAA